AUGCUAAAUAUGAUGCAUCAAAUUAUGCAUUCUCAAUCCAAAACCGAUCCAUCCAUCGUUUUGCCUACUCCAUCAUUCAAAAGUUCCUUUAAUAACUCUUUGGAUUCAAACUUGUUUCACCAUGAUUCACCAAAGUUUGAUAGAUCAACUCCCACUACUGCAAAUGAAUCUUCAGACAAUCAAUUUAGUUCUUUCAGUUCCAUUUACCCUAGAACUAUCUCUAAACAAAAUCUCACCACUACCCAUAACCUGUACUAUAUCUCUGAUAAGUCAGAGUUUGAGCAAUGGAUUCGCUCGUUUGCAUCACAUCUUAGAUCACAAGACUUGGAAUUUGUAUUCUCCAAAUCCAAAACAGAUAAUCUCACUCCAGAUAUCGACUGCAAGAAAUAUAUUGUUAACAUAUUUCAAACCUAUGUCCAUGUCAAAGCCUAUCCGACUUGGUUUCAAGAUGACUUAAACACUGGUUACCACUCAGUAUACAAUCUUAGCGAAUGUGCCUAA
This is a messenger RNA of Henningerozyma blattae CBS 6284, 501 nucleotides long. RefSeq lists its product as uncharacterized. NCBI's taxonomy places the organism in Eukaryota, Fungi, Ascomycota, Saccharomycetes, Saccharomycetales, Saccharomycetaceae. The coding region runs from base 1 to 501 and encodes 166 amino acids. The record is from RefSeq and is a predicted model, not a curated record. The transcript has a single exon.